AUGUCUAUUAGGGAUUCUGUAGCCAAAUGGACAAAAAAUAUUCUUAAUAAGAAUUGGUCAACCACUCAAAAUAUAGAUAUUACAAAUUCCCAAAGAUUAACUUCAUUAUUUAAUUCUGUAUUUAAAAAUAAUAAUAGUAACAUUAAUGAGAAUGAUUCCUAUCAAAGAAUAUUAAACCCAGGAUAUCAUUUCGUAUAUCAUAACCCUAUUUCUAGUAAAUUGGGGCAAGAUGGAUAUGAUAAUUAUCAAGCUCCUCUUAAUCUUUCUGGUAAAGAAAUCUUCAAACGAAGAAUGUGGGUAGGUGGUGUCAUCGAAUAUAUUAAUCCUAUAAAAUUCGGAUCACAAGUGACUUGUACUGAAAAUAUUAAUUCAGUUAGAUAUCUUUCAAACCAAUGUUUUGUGAAUAUCAAUAGAAGAUUCCAUGAAGGUGGAAAUGAUUUACUUUUAGAAACAAGAACUUUAGUCUAUAGUAAUGACAACUACAUUCAGAAAGAAUUACCACCAUAUAAGAUAGAUCCAAGUUUAACAUCAAUUAAAGUUAAAUUAGAUUCGACCCAAAACUUCAGAUAUAGCUCACUAACCUAUAAUGCACACAAAAUCCAUUAUAAUCUUGAACAUUGCAAAUCAGAAGGAUUCCCUAACAUUUUAAUAUCUGGACCAUUUAUAAUAUCAUUACUUCUUGAAUGGUUUAGAAAUUGUCAUCCGAAAACAAAGAUCGAGAAAAUUCUGUAUAAAAAUAAGUUACCAAUUUUUGAAGAUAUUGCAAUAAAUUUCACUGAAAUUAAGACAAAUCAUAUAGAUGGUUUAGAUCAUGUCUUACUCCAAAUCAUGUCCACAGAAGGUGUAUUAGUGGAAGCAAAAAUUGUUUGUAAAAAAUUAGAGGACUAA
Molecule: messenger RNA, 888 nt
Organism: [Candida] anglica
Lineage: Eukaryota; Fungi; Ascomycota; Pichiomycetes; Serinales; Debaryomycetaceae
Source: the annotation of a GenBank genome assembly